AGAUAUUUUCUCCCUCCUCCUCUUUCUGUCUCUCCUGCUCCUGGAGGAGGACCGCCUCGGUUUCUCCCACCAGUCUGAAGAUCCAGACAUCAAGUUCUGCACCUGCCUGGAUGUCCCUUACAGAGCAGAGAAAACAACAUUCAACAAAAUGAAUCUGAAUAUCUCUUCACACAUGCUGCUGUUUCUCCUCUGUCUCCUCGUCCCGCCGUCGUCCUCGACUCCCCACCAUGAGUCAGAUGAUUCCAAGCUUCUCCAGAUCACCAUCCCCAGCUCUCCACCCGUGAACGCCGUGUUGGGGGGUUCACUCACCUUGCCCUGCCUGGUGUCGUUAGCCCACCCGCCGCCGUCCCCUUCCACUAACGGGCGCUACGCCGUGUUGUCCGUGCCCCGGGUCAAAUGGAGCGUUCUCAGUGACGGAGAAGAGAAGGAGAUCCUGGUGGCCCGGGGCGAUAAGGUCAGAGUCAGCGAGGCCUACAAAGAAAGAGCCUCGCUGCUUAACUACGCCUACUCCCCUGCAGACCUCACCCUGCGGCUGGAGAGCCUGAGGAAGAACGACAGCGGCUUCUAUCGCUGCGAGGUGCAGCAGGGGCUGGAGGACGCUGAUGAAGUGGUCCAUGUCAAGGUCAAGGGUGUGGUGUUUCAUUACCGUGAUGCAUCCAGCCGGUACGCCUUUACCUUUGAGCGUGCCAAAUCAGCGUGUGAGGACAUCGGGGCUGAAAUCGCCUCCCCUGAGCAGCUCCUCGCCGCCUAUCACAGCGGAUACGAGCAGUGUGAUGCAGGAUGGCUCUCAGACGAAUCUGUCAGAUAUCCCAUUCAGAUGCCAAGGGAGGGCUGCUUUGGAGACAUGGAUGGCAUGCCGGGAGUACGGAACUACGGACUGGUAGGGCAUGAUGAGCUCUAUGACGUCUACUGCUAUGUGGAGAAUAUUCAGGGUGAGGUGUUUCUUGGCUCCGCCCUCCAGAGCUUCACCUUCCAGGAAGCCAAGGCCCACUGUAUGAAUCAUGGCGCAGAGCUGGCCACCACGGCUCAGCUUUACGGAGCCUGGAAUGAUGGACUCGACCACUGCAGUCCAGGAUGGCUGGCGGACGGGAGCGUGCGGUACCCUAUUGUAAUCCCCACAGAGCGCUGUGGAGGAGGUGAACCUGGCGUGAAAACCAUCUAUCGCUAUAGCAACCAGACAGGCUUCCCUGAUCUCCUCUCUCAUCAUUAUGUCUACUGCUUUAAAAGUGAAAACGGCCCUUAUACUGAAUCCCCCCAAGAGGUUCGUGCCACUGAGCCAGAGGAUAUUGGCCAAGACAUUGUUUUCCAAACCACUCAGGGAGAUGCCAGCUUGAGUGAAGAAACGCCAGAGGAGAUAGUAGAGAUGCACCAUGCCCCAACAACAAAUCCAGUUCAACCGGGCCCUGAAGUUACUUCUCAUAAUUUGACGACCCCGUCUGACCUGGAGGAGACAUUCUCCACCAGUGUGAGCUGGGAGCUAAUAAAGAACGAGAGCUACCCUGAUUCAUAUCAGCCAGCACCUGAAGAAGACCCAAACAAAAAACACGAAGCAUCUCCUGUACUCUUUGUUACCAAUGAGAACCUGACGACACCAAUAACUUACACCAAAGCAUCAGGAAGCUCCGUACCCAUAGAGGAUCAUACCUUUGAGACAGUGAGCGUUGAUUGGUUACCUGUUAAUGUCACAUCUGAAGGUGAUUUGGAAAAAAAUGGUCAUGAGGGGAGUGAUCCGCCCGGUCCAGAAGAGGACUAUACAACAGUUGUCCCUUGGAAAAGUGUCUCUGUAAUUGAACCUGCUGUGUCAAUAACACCACAGGAAGAUCCCACUCACACUGAGGGACAGAUUCCAACUUUUACAACUUCAUCCCAAACUGAGGAAGCUCCUGUUUCCGAUCUGUCCCCAUCUUCAGCUGGCAGCACAACUGUGAGUCCAGAAGAGGUUUCCACUGAGGGGAAUUCUUAUAGUCUCGAGGAGGAACCAGAGGACUCUAUGACUUCUGGUUUGAUGGAAACUGAGACUUGGUCCACUUCUAAAUUGGUCACUACAUUUGACUCAGGUUAUAACUUUACCCAGAAGCCCUCCAGUGUGCCAACAGAAGCAGCUCUGCAACUGAACACCAGUGAUGAAAAUACAAACAGCACAACAGAAUCUGAUGAUUCACCACAGCAGAGUGGAGACAUGCAUCCUGCAGAGUUCCCAAAUCUAUUAGGACUAGAACCACCUGCUCUUCCUGAGGUAGAUCCCGUGGAGGAGAUUCAGGGUAACACCGACCACGACAUGUUAGAGGAAAACUCAGAGGUCUUCCUCAACACCGUCCCCACAGUAACGGAGGACGUUACUGAGACCAAAGGGGACCCCAAAGAGAGAUCGGAUGAAGGUUCCUCAGAAGGAACCCCACAGAUUAAUCCUCAUCUCGUCGUGACAAACCCAACUCCCUCAGAGGACCCCACCACUGCUGGAAAUAUCAGGGAGGAUGCCAGCGAUGCUCCUCCAAUACCAGAGAUAAAAAUCACUCUGAUUCCUCAUCUGAGCCUGACACCCAGAUGGGAGCAGGAGCCUUCAACCCCGACCGCCCAGGAGUCUCGGUCUGAUCAGGAAUACAGCGCAGAGCCUCCCGUCAAUGAGAUCGCCAAGGAGCAAGAAUUUACAACGGAUCAAGGAUCAGAGGGAAGUGGAGGAGAGCCCACCACAGCCGAGCCCCAAGUUCACAUCUGCACAUGGCAUCCUGAAGAAGAGCACACUUCCGCUCCAGCACCUACUGCUGACACGGAUGCGACGGUCACCACUCCGACUUUAGAUCCUAAGGGUUUUAAAGGAGAUGAAAGGGAGGAGACAGCCAUGGGUCCGGCUCUACCUGCAGCCAAAGUUCCCGCUGCAAGCCAAGGAGACUCCUGUCUGCAAAAUCCUUGUCUAAAUGGAGGCACUUGUGUCGAUGGUGAAUCAAUAAGCUGCGCUUGCUUGCCUGGUUAUGGAGGAGACUUGUGUCAAAGCGAUGUGGGGGAGUGUGAACCAGGCUGGGAGAAGUUUCAGGGCUUCUGUUAUCGUCACUUCAGCAAGCGGCAAAGCUGGGAGACCGCGGAGCAGCACUGUCGAAUGUGUGGCGGACAUCUUCUUUCUGUCAUGACUCCUGAGGAGCAGGAUCACAUCAAUGAUAAAUACAGAGAGUAUCAGUGGAUUGGACUAAAUGACAGAACCAUUGAAGGAGACUUCCGCUGGUCAGAUGGAAACCCGCUGCUCUAUGAGAACUGGUACAAAAACCAACCUGACAGCUACUUCCUGUCUGGGGAGGACUGUGCGGUGAUGGUGUGGCAUGAUGGCGGCCGAUGGAGCGAUGUGCCAUGCAACUACCACCUCUCCUACACCUGCAAGAAGGGUGUCUCAUCCUGUGGAGAGCCCCCUCGGGUCCCACACGCUCUGGUGUACGGGAAGAAGCGCUCGCGCUAUGAGACCAACAGCAGGGUUCGGUACUACUGUGAGGAGGGUUUUAUACAGAAGCUGAAUCCUGUGAUCCAGUGUCUGCCUGGAGGCCACUGGGAGGCGCCGCAGAUUACCUGCAUACCAACUCACACAUUGAGGGAGGAUUCUCUGACUUCCCAGCCUGACCAGAAUGAGGAGCUCAUGAAAGCAGCUACAGAAAAAGCAGCACAACCCUCCUGGCGUCUUAAGUGGAAUGAUUAAAGGCAUCUUGUCCUUUAAAAGAGAAUAAAGAUUUAAAACACCAUCUCCCCCUGAUUUUAUUUUUUCUAAAAGGCUCCCAUUGAAUGAUCUCAUUAGGGUUGAUUGUGUGAGAGAAACAAAUUCAACCGAUCUGAUAAAUACGUCAGAAUGUUUUUAAGAUGGUUUUGAAAUGUUAUACAGAAAUUAUUUUUAUGUAUAAAAUCAAGUAAAAAUAUCAGUAAUUUGCUGGAUCUAUUAUCUGGAUCUAUUCUGUAAAAGUAUGACACAAAACAGCUAAUAAAUCUGCUACAAAGGAAUAAUAAAAUAUUUGAAGAAGUAUGAGAUUCCUCCUGGUAUUCUGUUUAGAAAAUGAAUAAUAAAAACAGCUGGUUUACAUUAUCAGUGAAACUGAACCUGAAUAUUUCGUUUUUGGUAAAUCCAAUAAUGG
Messenger RNA from Cyprinodon variegatus (sheepshead minnow), 4106 nucleotides. It is a transcript of the gene bcan, whose product is annotated as brevican core protein-like. NCBI's taxonomy places the organism in Eukaryota, Metazoa, Chordata, Actinopteri, Cyprinodontiformes, Cyprinodontidae. Gene Ontology annotation, molecular function: hyaluronic acid binding. Bases 149 to 3679 code for a protein of 1176 amino acids. Gene Ontology annotation, biological process: cell adhesion. The record is from RefSeq and is a predicted model, not a curated record. The transcript is spliced from 15 exons.